This is a messenger RNA of Perkinsus marinus ATCC 50983, 2586 nucleotides long. RefSeq lists its product as hypothetical. NCBI's taxonomy places the organism in Eukaryota, Perkinsozoa, Perkinsida, Perkinsidae. The coding region runs from base 1 to 2586 and encodes 861 amino acids. The transcript is spliced from 16 exons. The record is from RefSeq and is a predicted model, not a curated record.
AUGGUCCAUCGGGAGAAGUAUGUUCCGAGUGGAGCCCCAGCCUCCCCUGUCCGAAGAGAUCGCGAUUCUGGUCUGUACACCAAGUUGAUCGCCAGAGAAAUGCUCAAAGUACAGGCCCUGGAGCGGGAAGUAGCCAUCAUGGAAGAGGCCCUAGCCAAAGACUUCGCCGUGGCCGAACGCAAUGAGGCCCGACUCCGCGAACUGGAGCGACCCUCUACCCUGUCCAACUCAAGGUUGCAGGAUGAUGUCAAAAAGUUGUCUGAAGCCAUAGUGGCCAUUUGUGCCUACAGAUACUUCACCCCAUCCUUUGAUUCGGUCGCCUUCAACACUGUGGUGGCCAGCCUGCUCCGAGGGUGCCGUGAUAUCGACCCUCGCAUGGAGACUCUAUACCAGACUGCGAGUCGAAAGUCGGGUGGACCAACCGCUGGUCUCGAGGUCACUCGACCUCCUGAAGAACCCCCGGUUCGAACCCCGGAGGCGCCAGUUCUCCGAGCCGCAUUGAAAGUCAUUGACGAGGAAGCUGCUCGAAGUUCCAACAUACGUACUGCUUUGGAGAAGGGAUUCGCAUUAGUUAUGAAGCGCAAGGUGGGUACAGCAGGGUCAGCUCCUGAUCCAGCACCAGAUCUGGACGAGAAGACUGCUAUGGAGGCUUUCACUAGGGCCAUGGAGCAGGGUCAGGCCCACCCAGAACAUGAAGUUCGGCAUCUCCUUAAAAUGUGUACGGUAACCCAUCUCAAUGAUAACCCAAUAGAGAUAGGCCCAGAGGACAACCCUUCGUUGGUAUCACCCGAGAACCUCAACCAUCACCCUGAACGGCUUGGUCGAGUCGAGCCCGUUGAGAGACUGGAUCAACUUGCGCACGCUCGGGGGCCUGGUCCGGUCCAUCCUGUGGGGAAGGGGCCUGAUCAGGUCCACCCUGUGGAGAGGGGUCCUGGUCCGGUCCAAUCUAUGGAGAAGCUUGGCCCGGUCCACCCUGUCGAGAGGGGGCCUGGUCCGGCCCACCCUGUGGAGAGGGGGCCUGGUCCGGUCCACCGUGUGGAGAGGGGGCCUGGUCCGGUCCACCCUGUGGAGAGGGGGCCUGGUCCGGUCCACCCUGUGGAGAGGGGGCCUGGUCCGGUCCACCCUGUGGAGAGGGGGCCUGGUCCGGUCCACCCUGUGGAGAGGGGGCCUGGUCCGGUCCACCCUGUGGAGAGGGAGCCUAGUCCGGUCCACCCUGUGGAGAGGGGGCCUGGUCCGGUCCACCCUGUGGAGAGGGGGCCUGGUCCGGUCCACCCUGUGGAGAGGGGGCCUGGUCCGGUCCACCCUGUGGAGAGGGGGCCUGGUCCGGUCCACCCUGUGGAGAGGGGGCCUGGUCCGGUCCACCCUGUGGAGAGGGGGCCUGGUCCGGUCCACCCUGUGGGGGAGCUUAGUCAAGUCGGGUCUACAGAGAGGUUAGAUCCGGUUCCGCAACAUCACGAUGCUGGCCCAUUACCAUCGUCCAAACCAAGUGAUCACACGGUACCAGUGGGUGGUCCACCCGUGGCCCAUGCCCAUCAGAAUCAGGGAGCUGAUCUUGGUCCAGCACAUGACACCUCUCCCAGUCCGGCGAAGAAGGGUCGAGCCGCGUUCAAGCGGGCAUCUGCGGUUACUAAGACACGUGGCGAUGGAUCGCCCCUCACGCAGGGACAUGCCGUACCCAAACCAGCUGGUCCCAUGGGGUUCAAAAAAGCCAAAGGGCCUUCGGCUGGGGUCCGAGCCCCUCAUACCGACCAAGCUAAUUCUGGACUUGAGCCUCCUGGCCGGGCCAUGUUUGGUCGUCGAGACACUGCUGCUACCGUGGGCCAGCCUGAGCAGGUGGUCCACAGUGAGCAUGACAGAGUUGAGGGAGGUGGUGUGGUCACAACCGAUGUGAAUUAUUACCACAAUAUGUUCAUAUACCAGAAAAUGGAAGUAUUUGGUCCUGACAAUGACCACCAGGGUAAAGGCUUGGUGUGGCCUCAAGUGUACAGAUAUCCGGAAGCUCAGCCCCCACCAGUCAUUGAGUCCCCGAGGGAAAGUGGCAACCGGCCAGUGACACCUCCUACUGAGGCCCAGUCGGCUGACCAUAGUGGCUCAGAGAGAAGUGUUGGACCUAGGGUUCCUGCUGUGCGCCCAAGGCCCCCAAUACCGCAAGUACGGAGGGUCAGUCGAGGACAUGAGCCGGCCCGGCCCACUCCGGUAGAGACCACGGCCUCUGAAACCGCUGGUCCGGUCCCCGCGGAGUUACCAUCUAGAGAGGAGCUUGUUGUACCCGUGAAGGAAGGACCAACCGAAGUCAGUCCAGAUUCUGUCGUAAACGAGGCUUCGGACCAUCGGCUCCAACCUAAGCAUGGUCCUGUCGAAGGCCCACAAGGGCAAAGAGUAAUACAUAUGAUGAAGCAUGAGGUCGAGGAAAUUACCGGUAUUGGCGAAUUGUGGUCAAGUGACUCGUCGUUGAGUGACGAUGCCGAGGCCAAGCUGGCCAAGAAGGGCUUCCGAGCCCAGGCUGAUGCCAAGAAGGUACCAUGCAGUGUUGGGGCAUGCUCCGGGUUAUUUCUCGAUGAGCUCAGGCUCUUGGGAUUGGCAUGA